Clupea harengus (Atlantic herring) is the source of this 6090-nucleotide messenger RNA. It is a transcript of the gene farp2, whose product is annotated as FERM, ARH/RhoGEF and pleckstrin domain protein 2. Lineage: Eukaryota; Metazoa; Chordata; Actinopteri; Clupeiformes; Clupeidae. Gene Ontology annotation, cellular component: cytoskeleton. The record is from RefSeq and is a predicted model, not a curated record. Gene Ontology annotation, molecular function: cytoskeletal protein binding; guanyl-nucleotide exchange factor activity.
UUUCAGUGAAAUGUUAGCCAAUAGGCGCAUGAAGCCAGGCGUGUGUGUCCAAUGGGACAGCAGAUUUUCCUGCGGUUCGUAUUUGCGACGGCCGUCGGAUAUACCACCGAAAGAGUUCCAGACAGCUUACAAGACGAAAACCAUAAGGUGUAUGUCCAUGCAUGUGCAUGAGGGUGCGCUGCUUCAGGCGUGAGCGGUGAUGGGUGACAUUGAGGGCACCUACCGCUCCCUGCAAACUCCCGGCACCAGGUUGGGGGCACAGUUCAACGCGGCCAUUAGCACCCUGGAACCCGGCCAGAGUCUGAGUACCGCCAUGGGUAGCGGGGCCAAAGGUCAUGGCCGAGGGCUGCAGCUGCGAGUGCUCGGCCUGGACGACUCCCAGGAGUUCUACGACCUGGAGUCUAAGGCUGAUGGACAGGCCCUCCUGUCUGAAGCAUACCGCCGGUGCAAUCUCAUUGAGAGCGAUUACUUUGGCCUGGAGUUUCAGAACAUGCAGAUGAACUGGGUAUGGUUGGAGCCAACAAAGCUUGUCGUCAGACAAGUGAGAAGGCCCAUGAACACACUCUUCAGACUCUCGGUUAAGUUCUUCCCUCCAGACCCUGGCCAGCUACAGGAAGAGUACACCAGGUACCUGUUCUCUCUGCAGAUGAAGAGGGAUCUGAUGGAAGGGAGGCUCAUCUGUACAGAGAACACUGCUGCCCUUCUUGCCUCCCACCUGGUGCAGUCGGAGAUCGGUGACUAUGACGACGUGGCGGACCGAGAGUACCUGAAGGUGAACAAGCUGCUGCCUUAUCAGGAGCGCGUGCAGGAGAAGAUCAUGGAACUGCACCGGCGACACCUUGGUCAGACCCCAGCAGAGUCGGACUUCCAGGUGCUGGAGAUUGCGCGGAAGCUGGAGAUGUUUGGCGUGCGGUUCCACCCAGCAGCCGACCGCGAGGGAACCAAGAUCAACCUCUCCGUGGCUCACAUGGGCCUGCAGGUGUUCCAGGGCAACACGAAAAUCAACACCUUCAACUGGUCAAAGAUCCGCAAGCUGAGCUUCAAGAGGAAACGGUUCCUCAUUAAACUCCAUCCUGAUGUUCAUGGCCCUCACCAGGACACGCUGGAGUUCCUGAUGGCCAGCAGGGACCAGUGUAAGAUCUUCUGGAAGAACUGUGUGGAGCAUCACUCCUUCUUCCGGCUGCACGACCAGCCCCAGCCCAAGGCCAAAGCCAUCCUCUUCAGCCGAGGAUCCUCUUUUAGAUACAGCGGUCGCACUCAGAAGCAGCUGGUGGAGUACGUGAGAGACAGCGGAGCGCGAAGGACUCCAUAUCAAAGGAGGAACAGCAAGAUCCGCAUGUCUGCCCGCUCCCUGGCCUCUGAUUUUCCAAAACAGAGUCUGUCCUUCAACGACAGCCUGCGGCUCCCCGGUUCGCCUGGUUCGGCCACCGUCUCCUUCCACUCCUUGCCGAUUGGAGGUGGCUCUCCCCUACGCCAGGAGCCCCAGACUCAGCUGCAGCCCCACCAGAGCCUGCCUGCCUUCCAACAGAGCCAGCAGUUCCAGCACCACCAGCAGCAGCAGCCUGCCCGGCCCCCCAGCCCCCCGAAGGAGGACCCGGUCAACGCCGCCACCUCACCCCCGUCCCACUACGCCUUCCAAGGUUCUACCACCAUGGACAGCCCCCAGCUCUCCCCCUUCAGCUCCAAGGGUCCGCUCUGCAUAUCUCCCUCCUUCCAGAUGUCCACGCUGAGUCUGCCCGGCCAGGCGCCUUCUCCCCUGCAGAGCCCCAUCCUAAGCGAGGUGGGCACUGGCAGACUAGACGAGGAUGAGGAGGGCAGGAGGAAGAGAUAUCCCACUGAUAAGGCCUACUUCAUUGCCAAAGAGAUUCUGACUACAGAGAGGACCUACCUGAAAGACCUGGAGGUCAUCACCGUGUGGUUCCGCAGUGCUGUGAUCAAGGAGAACGCCAUGCCCGAGGGCCUGAUGACUCUGCUCUUCUCCAAUAUCGACCCCAUCUACGAGUUCCACCGCGGCUUCCUCAAGGAGAUCGACCAGAGGCUGGCUCUCUGGGAAGGGCGCUCAAACGCACACGUGAAGGGUGACUACCAGAGGAUCGGGGACGUGAUGCUGAGGAACAUGUGUUCAUUGAAGGAGUUCACCAGCUACUUGCAGAAGCACGACGAGGUGCUGACCGAGUUGGAGAAGGCCACCAAGCGUCUGAAGAAGCUGGAGACGGUCUACAAGGAGUUUGAGCUGCAGAAGGUGUGCUACCUGCCCCUCAACACCUUCCUGCUCAAGCCCAUCCAGCGCCUCAUGCACUACAAGCUCAUCCUGGAGCGCCUGUGCCAUCACUACACCCCCGAGCAACGCGACCACGACGACUGCAAGGAGGCGCUGAAGGAGGUGGCUGAGAUAGCUGCCCAGCUCCAGAGCAGCCUCAUCCGGCUGGAGAACUUCCAGAAGCUUACAGAGCUGCAGAGAGACCUUAUUGGCAUUGAGAACCUCACAGCUCCUGGCAGGGAGUUCAUUCGUGAGGGGUGUCUCUACAAGCUCACCAAGAAAGGCUUGCAACAGAGGAUGUUCUUCCUGUUCUCUGACAUGCUCCUGUACACCAGCAAAGGGGUGACUGCAACCAACCAGUUCAAAGUGCACGGUCAGCUGCCUCUGCAUGGCAUGAUUCUCAUAGUGCUGGAUGCACCGGUUGAGGAGAGUGAGAACGAGUGGUCAGUGCCUCACUGCUUCACCAUCUACUCAGCUCAGAGGACAAUUGUGGUGGCGGCCAGUUCCAAAGUGGAGAUGAACAAGUGGAUUGAGGACCUGAACAUGGCGAUCAACAUGGCUAAGAAGUCCCAGGAGAAGUCUGAUCUCUUCAUGGAGUCUGGUCUCUCCGAUCGCUCGAACAGGUCGUCUGAUGAGGUGUCUCUGGAGCAGGAGUCGGAGGAUGACAUGAACUCCUCCCGUAGCUCUCUGGAUAAGCAGACCCAUCACCGUGCCAACACCACCAUGCACGUGUGCUGGCACCGCAACACCAGCGUGUCCAUGUCUGACCACAGCCUGGCCGUGGAGAACCAGCUCUCUGGCUACCUCUUGAGGAAAUUCAAGAACAGCAAUGGAUGGCAGAAGCUUUGGGUGGUGUUCACCAACUUCUGCCUCUUCUUUUAUAAGACCCACCAGGAUGACUUCCCACUGGCCAGUCUCCCGUUGCUAGGCUACACAGUCAGCACCCCUGGGGAGAAUGACAGCAUCCACAAAGAGUAUGUCUUCAAGCUGCAGUUCAAGUCCCAUGUCUACUUUUUCCGGGCUGAGAGCGAGUACACUUUUGAGAGGUGGAUGGAGGUGAUCAAGAGUGCAGCCAGCUCCACGGGCAGGAUGAGCCUCCUGAUCCCCAAGGGUACGACGGAGAUGAACGGAAACUAAGCAGAGCAGACUGGAGCUGAGCUUCUGGAGCUGGGGGCUGGGCCUCGCAGACUCCCAGGAUAACCUAGUUGUUGUUGUUGUUGUUUAUGAUUAUAUUUCUCGCCCUACUUAUGGCUUUUUUUGGGGGUCAUUUAGUGUUGAUUGACAUGAGUGAGCACAGAAAUUGGGUGAAAAAUGGACUGCAUGAGACCGGCAGAAAGUUUUCUUUUCACACUCUACAUAUCUCUUGCUCUUUCUCUUUGUGGCUUGAUUUUGAUCGCUCUUUUUCGUCUGGCAGCCAGGUUCCUGGACUGCACCAGAAUGGUUGUCACUAUCCUGGUCAUCCACUUCCUUGAAAAGUGUUGCCUCUCUUUCCGCUGUGAGUCUCUGAAGAACCACAUAUUUGAUUGGUCAACCAUUAAAAGCCAGUAAAAAGGCUUCAGUUUGAGAACGUAUCCAAAGAGAUAACAUUGAAGAAUUGAGACUUAUUAAUAGAUAGGCAGCCAACUGCUCCACUUUUUGGUUGUUUGUCAGUGUCUGCUAAUCCCAAGCAGAGGUCAAAGUAAUGUACUUCUGUGGCUGUAUAAAGGGGUUUUAAAGGAAAGUUGUUUCUUCAUCAAGGGAAUAGACGUCCUGGGUUGUCAAGCCUUUUUAUUUCCAUGGUCAGUAUCAGAGGAGGGAGACUUAGCAGAUGCAUCAAGCAGUGGUGGCUGUACUGACUUCUCUGAUUGACUUCUUUUACCUUGUAUUACAAUCUCGAGCUUCGAUGUAAGCAACUUACACCUUGAGCCAGGUGUAAUGUAAGGACAGAGGAUCUCCCUAGAGAGAUGAAGGACUUGGCACUGAGGGACAUUUGAAGGGGACUGUGAAGUGAAAUGAUAUGAUGGAAGGGACACUAAAGGGUGUGCUGUGGCUGGGUUGAUGCACUCAGAUGGUACUAUGGAUAUCUGAUUGUGGGUCAGGGAAUAGGGUUUAGAAGGUACUAGGAAGACGACUUGGUCCAGAGCUAGAUAUAAGACUUUGGACGUUGAAUUUAAGGUUAGUUUGGCACGUUGAACACGUUUUAAAAGUGAACAGUCUCUCAUCUCUUUAGAGCUUGAAAAACAGGUCUAUGAUGCUCUGUGUAAGACCUCAGAAGGUUUUUGACCAGUGGUGCUCUGCGUUUCACAACACUCUGAACAUCUGACACCUCUGUGCAUCUUCUGUUAUGAGAUGUGGUGACGUGUGAAAUAUGGUGAUCUGUAUAAUUUGGCAAUAUUUCUGUCAGUGUUCUCCAAAGUCAGAAUGAGAAAACACUUGAGGUGGGAAGGUUUGAUGUUUAACUUGUUAACAAUUACUGUUUGGGCCCACCUGACGUGGAAUUAAAGGGAUCUUGAUGGAAUGUGUUUUUAUAUAUUCUUUAGAUAUUUAACACAUGAGAAUUUAUCAUCUGUCUGAUAUAUCUUAAAACAAGGGCAUUGUAAUAUUUGUGAUUGAAGUUGUAUAAUGCUAGUGAUGGGUUAAUUGUAUUGGGGUACCUAAUGGUUUCAGCAUGAGGCUGUUUAGCAAUAUUCCUUAGUGCCUCCAGGGGCGCUGUAAUAACAGUAUUCAGUUGUUUUUCUUUGUCCCCCUGCUGCAUUUCAACUAAUCCAGUUACUUUGUUUGAAGCCAGUCCUUGUUCUUUCAGUUCUCUCCAUUUCUCUCGUGUAAUGUCUUGCCUUGGUUUUUGGACUUGGUACAUUUUAAAAGGACAAAAUGUUUUGUCUUGUCGGUGCGAGAGUGAAGCCACAUUUCCUGUUACUUUGAGACGUUACUUUUGGUGUGGUCAGCCAGUCCAUGCUGGGUUACGAACAGUUUUACGUCUUAAUUUUGCUUAGCUUUUUCCACAAAAGGAAAAACCAGGCUGAACCCAUUUUAGCCCUGUUAAAAAGGUUUUAUGUAGGGAUGGUCAAGCUGUUUCAGUAUAUUUUGUAUAUUCAGCAGUAUGGCAGUGUUUGAAAGUGAAGCUUAGCCUUCUUUAUUGGCAGAAAUUUAUAUAUAUUUAACCCUGUGCAUAAUGGUACUGGUCACUGUAGGUCUGACUGUCCUGCAUCUACAGCGGGCAUUAGUGUGUGUGUGUGUGUGUGUGUGUGUGUGCGCGUGUCAGCAAGUGAGGAAAUGCUCUAGAUCCUGGUACCACAGGGCCCCCUGUAGUCCUUAAGUGCACUGAGAGAGGCCAGGGCUCCCUUUGUUUUGUACAUUUUGUAUUGAGGACUGGAAUCUCUUGCUUCUCCCUCACUGGCAAAGGAGGGGCAAAAAAACUUGCAUUUCUUUUGAUCCCAUUUUCCCCUUUUAACCCUUUCUACAUGCUGUCUCACAUCAGAUGAAUAAGGUCCAUGCGGAAAUAGGGGGGAAGAGACAUCUCCUAACCCAUCUGAUUUGUUUCUCUAUGUUCUUUUGGAGAACUACUACAGUUGGAUUGGACAAACGACAAGUCUGUCUGUCUUUAAGUCAAAUUUUAAGGUUCUCUCAGUGAAGAUGGUUUGGUGAUGGACCCCCGCCCAGGCUAGACAGAACGACUGUCUGUCUGAGACCCAUGCCUCUUCCUCUCCCCACAUCCUCGCUGUACACUAUGUUACUUUGUAUUUAUUAUGUAGCAUGUUGCCGGAGUUCUGCUGCUACUGAACACCUUGCAUGUAGUCAUGACCGUGUUAUUGCAUUGAAAAGAUAACAAAAUAAAGUCCAAAACUGGUUAA